AAGGGGAAAGCAGAAAGCAUGCCGCUCACCGUCUCAGGCUUCCCCGCCGUCACCACCACCAAAGCUGCUCAUCUCUUCCUUUAUCCUCACCGGCGGUACAACCACCGCGCCCAGCCGAAUCGUGUGUUCUUGUCUUGCGUUGCGUAUCGGCUUUCCUCCAACGGGCUCCGUUCGAUUAAGGCCAUGGCCGAUGUGGAGACCCAGACGGCGGCCUCUCCUAUUUUCUCAACUGGUGGCAAGCAAGCAUUGAUAUCAUUGUCGGAUAAGCAGGAUCUAGCUUUCCUCGCAAACGGUCUUCAAGGCUUAGGGUAUUCUAUUAUUUCAACUGGUGGAACAGCAUCUGCUUUGGAAGAGGCUGGGGUCUCUGUAACUAAAGUUGAAGAAAUUACUCAUUUCCCAGAAAUGCUAGAUGGUAGGGUGAAAACUUUGCAUCCCAAUGUACAUGGUGGUAUUCUUGCUCGGAGAGAUCAUGGCCAUCACAUGGAAGCCUUGAACAAGCAUGGAAUUGGAACAUUUGAUAUAGUGGUGGUCAACUUGUAUCCUUUUUAUGAAAAAGUUACUUCAGCUAGUGGAAUUACAUUCGAGGAUGGAGUUGAGAAUAUUGACAUUGGUGGCCCUACCUUGAUCCGAGCUGCUGCUAAGAAUCACAAGGAUGUUUUGGUUGUGGUUGACCAUAAAGACUAUCCUGCACUCUUGGAAUUUCUGCAAGGAAAGAAAGAUGAUCAACAGUUCCGCAGAAAGCUGGCCUGGAAGGCUUUUCAGCAUGUCGCUUCUUAUGAUUCAGCAGUUUCUGAGUGGUUAUGGAAACAAUCAGAAGGAGGGAAUAAAUUUCCUCCCAGCUUUACAGUACCACUGUCACUGAAAUCUACACUUCGCUAUGGUGAAAAUCCUCAUCAAAAGGCUGCAUUCUACGAAGACAAAAGUCUUUCUUUGGUGAAUGCUGGUGGUAUUGCAACUGCUAUACAACACCAUGGCAAGGAAAUGUCUUACAAUAAUUACUUAGAUGCGGAUGCUGCCUGGAACUGUGUGUCAGAGUUCAAGAGCCCUACUUGCGUGAUUGUGAAGCAUACAAAUCCUUGUGGAGUUGCGUCACGGCAAGAUAUCCUUGAGGCAUAUAGAUUAGCUGUUAAAGCAGAUCCUGUUAGUGCAUUUGGUGGAAUAGUUGCCUUUAAUACAACGGUGGAUGAGGAUCUUGCAAAGGAAAUCCGUGAAUUUAGGAGUCCAACAGAUGGUGAAACACGGAUGUUUUAUGAAAUUGUGGUUGCACCUAGAUAUACAGAAAAAGGUCUGGAGGUUCUCCGUGGCAAAUCAAAAACAUUGAGGAUACUGGAGGCAAAAAAGAGUGAGAAAGGAAUGCUCUCACUCAGACAGGUUGGUGGCGGGUGGUUAGCUCAAGAUUCUGAUGAUUUAACUCCUGAAGAUAUCAAAUUUAAUAUAGUGUCUGAAAGGGUUCCACAAGAGGAUGAGGUUAAUGAUGCAGAGUUUGCAUGGCUUUGUGUUAAGCAUGUGAAGAGCAAUGCCAUUGUAAUAGCCAAGAAUAACUGUAUGUUGGGAAUGGGAAGUGGGCAGCCAAAUAGGCGGGAGAGCUUAAGAAUUGCUUUCAGGAAAGCAGGAGAGGAGGCGAAGGGAGCUGCUUUGGCAAGUGAUGCCUUUUUCCCUUUUGCUUGGAAUGAUGCAGUUGAAGAAGCAUGCCAGAAUGGCAUUGCAGUUAUUGCAGAACCAGGAGGGAGUAUUAGGGAUCAGGAUGCUGUGGACUGCUGUAAUAAGUAUGGUGUUUCUCUUCUUUUCACAAAUGUGAGGCACUUCAGGCACUGAAGGUGAAAUAAUCUGAACCCUGCUGUGCAAAAGAAUGCCUUGAAGCUUGGAAUGAUGCAGUUGAAGAAGCAUGCCAGAAUGGCAUUGCAGUUAUUGCAGAACCAGGAGGGAGUAUUAGGGAUCAGGAUGCUGUGGACUGCUGUAAUAAGUAUGGUGUUUCUCUUCUUUUCACAAAUGUGAGGCACUUCAGGCACUGAAGGUGAUAUAAUCUGAACCCUACUGCGCAAAAGAAUGCCUUGAAGGUACAAAUAAGGUUUUGUUAAGAUUAAGUGCACAAGCCAAGGCUUUUGGGAAUAACCUAGAUUUUUGGUUAAGUUGAAUCGAAACUGGAGAUUCUAAUCCAGUACUGCUGAAACUAAUUAAAUUUUGUAGGGUCUUAAAUAUCUUUAGGACGCUUUUCUUUUUCAUAUCUAAGUUAUCGAUCACAAAUGUUUUGAGUAUGAAAAUUUGGUGCGUGAGUCACUUUUGGGA
Elaeis guineensis (African oil palm) is the source of this 2286-nucleotide messenger RNA. NCBI's taxonomy places the organism in Eukaryota, Viridiplantae, Streptophyta, Magnoliopsida, Arecales, Arecaceae. The record is from RefSeq and is a predicted model, not a curated record.